Messenger RNA from Manihot esculenta (cassava), 1618 nucleotides. RefSeq names its product probable transcription factor At1g11510. Gene Ontology annotation, cellular component: nucleus. The record is from RefSeq and is a predicted model, not a curated record. The transcript has a single exon. Gene Ontology annotation, biological process: regulation of DNA-templated transcription. Bases 171 to 1418 code for a protein of 415 amino acids. Lineage: Eukaryota; Viridiplantae; Streptophyta; Magnoliopsida; Malpighiales; Euphorbiaceae.
CGCAGAUCUUAUGUAUCCAACGACGGUCAAAAAGCUCUCCAUAUUUGGCGGUUCCCUAAUCGUUUUAAAACCCAUUGUUGGUCUCCUUCCAUCGGUGAAGUCUGCCUGUUGUUCGCGAUUUGAACCUGUUUCCCUUAAAACCCUAGCUUUCUCUGUUUCCUUUAAAGUCAAUGGCACCAAAACGAUCAAUUCCCUUGGAAGAUCCACCGCCUGCUUCUUCGUCUUCUGAAGAGGAAAGCUCCAGUGGGGAAGAAGAGGAAGAAGAAGAAGACGGAGACGACGGAGCAGAGGCAAAGGUAGAGGGAUCUUCAACUGAAGAAGACGAAGCUAACGAAAAACAACAAAAGCCUUCUUCUCAACUCCCACAGAACCAAACGUCCAAGCCAGUCCCCGAGAAGUCCCAUUUCACCACCCAGCAAGCGGGACCCGAGUCCGACUCUGAUGGGUCUGAAACUGAAACCGACUCCGAUGAUGACCUACCUAAUCGUGCCCUUGGCACUACUGUCAAGCCCAUUGCUUCGAAGCUCAUUGAGGAGAAUCCUCUUAAAACAACGAAGCAUAGGUCCAAGUCCUUGGCAUCAACUCAGGUUGCCGUCAAGUCAACGGCUGCGGUGAAGAGGGGCGGUGAAACGGAUCGAGAUCCGAAGGACUCUAAGCGGAGCAAGAAGAAGGAUUCAGAAUCCGAUGGUGGCGUUGAAAAGCCUGACGAUAUAAAGAAACAGCUGUUUCAACGGCUCUGGAGCGAGGAUGAUGAGAUUGCGGUUCUAGAAGGCAUAAUUGAUUUCACUGAAAAGAAAGGAGUUGACCCUGCAAAGGACAUGAACUCUUUUCUUGAUUUCAUUAAGAGUUCGCUUCACUUUGAUGUUUCUCUAAGCCAGUUGAAGGAUAAGGUUUGGAGAUUAAAGAAGAAGUUUGAGAAACAUGUAAGCAAAGGGAAAAUGGGUGAAGAUAAGACAUUUUCUAAAGCCCAUGAUCAAAAAACUUUUGAUUUGUCGAAAAAGAUAUGGGGCAGCGAAGCAAGUAGCGGGGGAGGAGUGGAUUUGGUUCUUAAGUCUAAUGGCAAGGGUAGGAAGAAUGGCAAUAAUAGUCAGAAAGGUAAGAGUUUGACUGCGUUGAAGGCAGAGCUGGGUGCUGAUAUAGAGAAGGAGAAUGAGAAGGUGGACAAGAUGGAGGUUGAAAUGCAGAGUCAUUCUGGUAAGAAACACAUUCUACAGUUUGAUAAGAGAGUGUGUGUUGCAGGAACCGAAGAUUAUGUGGUACACAGGGGACUGGAUAUGUUGGAGGGUCCAGCUAAAAAGCCUGAGAUGGAAGAGAAAUGGAGGAAGUUGCAUGUUGCUGAGUUAGAGUUGUUUCUGAAGCGCAAUGAGUUGAUAAGGGAGCAGGCAAAGCUGAUGUUGGCUUCCUACAAAACUGAGUAGGAUUAGGGAAGGUAUAAAUUGUGGCUUUCUUGGUUGGUUUUAUGUUAUAGUAAAGCUAGGCUAUUGUUUAUUUUCUGUUUGGUUGUUAUGAAACAUUUAUUCUUUUCAUUUGGAGAGAAUUUUCUGCAUGUUUAGGCCAAAUUUAGGUUAAAAAUAAUAUAUACUCCAUAAAGCAGAGUACUUUCUUUCUUGUGUUUGUA